Molecule: messenger RNA, 831 nt
Organism: Acytostelium subglobosum LB1
Lineage: Eukaryota; Evosea; Eumycetozoa; Acytosteliales; Acytosteliaceae
Exons: 2
Coding region: 1-831 (276 amino acids)
Molecular function (GO): oxidoreductase activity, acting on the CH-OH group of donors, NAD or NADP as acceptor
Source: RefSeq, a predicted model, not a curated record
AUGAUAAGACAAUUGGGUCUAAGAUUAUAUUCGACGUCGAGUAAUGGAGCCGCAAAGACUACUACUUCUUCAACAUUGUUAUGGGGAAAGAAUGCUUUGGUCACUGGUGGAAGUAGAGGCAUAGGCAAGGCAAUAGCAAUGAAAUUGGCAGAGAAUGGUUGCAAUGUAUGUGUUCUCUCGAGAGACACUACAUUGAAUCAAGCAACUGUUGCAUCAUUGCCAGUGAUCAACGAGCAGGGCAUUCCACCAAACAAACACUGGGGCAUCACAUAUGACUUGUCUGCGAUGGACAACUAUGAAAGCCUUCACAACUCCCUUAAAGAACAGCAACAACAUCAUCAAGACUUUGACAUCAUUGUACAUGCAGCUGGCAUCACUCAGAACGAUCUAUUCUUCCGCUCCAAACCCGAAGAGUUGAGAAUGUUGAACAAGGUGAACUUUGAAGCACCGAUCUAUCUGACACGCAUGUUGUUGAAGCCAAUGCUAAGGAAACAAUGGGGUCGCAUCAUAUUCAUGGGUAGCAUCGUGGCCGAUAUGGGCAAUCGUGGUCAGACCCUGUAUGCAGCGAGCAAGGCAGGUCUAGUCGGUUUCUCCAAGUCAUUGUCACGAGAAAUCGGUCAUCAAAAUGUUACAUCAAACGUCAUUGCACCAGGCUACAUUCAAACAGACAUGUCAGCCGACUACAUCCAAUCACUUGGCGAUACAUUAAUCCAACGUAUACCUCUUCGACGUAUUGGUGAUGUUGAAGAUAUUGCCAAGACUGCACUGUUCCUUAUAGAGUCCAACUAUAUAACAGGACAAGUUAUAAAGGUUGAUGGUGGAUUGUCAUAA